This is a messenger RNA of Rotaria sordida, 747 nucleotides long. The record is from the annotation of a GenBank genome assembly. NCBI's taxonomy places the organism in Eukaryota, Metazoa, Rotifera, Eurotatoria, Philodinida, Philodinidae.
AUGGGUGAUACGAAUGGACAAGUAGUAGCUGGUGGCAAUGGCCAAGGAAAUCGAUUGGAUCAAUUGGAUCAAUUGGAUCGACCAACUGAUGUAUUGAUCGACAAAGAGACGGAUAGUCUUAUUAUUUGUGAUUCGUUGAAUGCACGAGUCGUACGAUGGUCUCGUCGUAGUGGCACAACUCAAGGAGAAAUCCUCAUCAACAACAUCGUUUGUUAUGGAUUGGCCAUGGAUGAUCAGAGAUAUCUCUACAUCUCUGACUACGACAAACAUGAAGUAAGACGAUAUCAAAUAGGAGACAAGAAUGGAACUAUUGUGGCUGGCGGCAAUGGCCAAGGUGCUGGUCUCAACCAACUCAACGAUCCGUACUAUAUCUUUGUCGAUCAACAACAGACUGUCUACGUAUCAGACAGCCUCAAUCAUCGUGUAAUGAAAUGGAAUAAAGGUGCAAAAGAAGGAAUUGUCGUCGCUGGAGGUCAAGGCUAUGGGAAUGCUCUGACACAGUUGUAUUAUCCUAAUGGACUAUUCGUCGAUACAUUGGGUACCAUCUAUGUGGCAGACUCGUCGAAUCAUCGAGUGAUGCGUUGGCCUAAAGGAGCGAAACAGGGCACUGUCAUUGUGGGUGGAAAUGGACAAGGAGAAGGGGAAAAUCAGUUCAACCAUCCCUCGGGUUUGUCCUUCGAUCGACAAGGCAAUCUCUAUGUCGUCGAUUAUUGGAAUUAUCGUGUUCAACGAUUUUCAAUCGAAUAG